AUUGCGACUAGCAAAAGAGAUCCCAGCCUUUGAAAGUAGGGGCUGAAAGAAAUCCAGUGAGCCGAGAAAAAGACAAAGAAGAUAAAAAAAGAAAACUAUAGUGGCUAGGAAAGCCCCGGAGAUUCUAUGGGAAAUUGGAAACGUCGAAGUGAGCUGUGGCUUAUAAAUAGGAAGAUGAGGAGAUAACGGGCGAAGGAUAUUCAUGGUGCGAUUGGAUCUUCUUUGAUUCAUUACGACCAGCGCGGUUGUUCGUAUUUCAUUUUCAUUUGCCAAACCAAACCCUAUGUUUGCACUAAGUUACUUACGGAAUCUCAAAUCGUUUCCGAGAAAACUUCGUUAGAAUUGCAUGUGUUAAGCAAAGUGCAAAAACCAACUUCUUAGCGCUUAGCUACUGCCUAUAAGCUUACACCUGCGUCCGACUGCCCGAAUCAAAACCUUUCUUUUCUUAUGAUUAGAGGGAAGGAUCACUCCUAAAUGCAGCCUUUAUCAACUAUAAGAUACCACCCGACGCACUUGGGUACUUCCAUCCGCCAAUCAAGGCUAGUGUAGCGAAGGGAGCCAAAAAACGUGAGCGCCCCUACGCGAGCCUUAUUGAAAAGGCCCCUGACUAUAGAUAGGGCGUUAGCGCUUUACUAAUAACAUAGAAAGGGUUCCAACCAAAACCUACUCCUAACAAGUUGCUGAGUUCGGCUUUCGGGACUACUUAGGGCUUAUGGUUUAUAUAAAAAAGAGCCCUCGGCCUUCUUUCUUGUUUAAGGGCUGCUCGCCUUUUUGAAUAGAAGGAAGUGGGAUAGCGGAGGUGAUUUCGGUAAACCGAUGCAUGAGCUGAGGCUCCCAUGUCCCGCCGACCCUCCGAAAAAGUCAGGUCGUAAAACGGCUCAUAGGGAGUCAGAAGCAAGCAGAGUCAAAGGCGGGUCAAACUCACAUAAGCAUAGGGGGAGACACAUUCAUGAAAAGCGAGAAGCCGUGCCGUGGGGGACUGACCAACUAUGAAUAGAUCUUACUUAGGGCUAAGAGUAGGAACAUCUAUUAGUCCGUAUCGUGGGUCUACUUGUUACAAAAGGCAAACAUCCCCAUUCCAAAACAUUCACAUUGGUCCUCAGGCAGGCAUCGAAAAGGGGACGAAAAGAGUCUAUUUACCUUUACAAUAUUCCGGAAUGUAUCAUGGCCCUAUCCAUUCAUCUUUUUCUUCAAAAAAAAAGAGUUCCGCAUCUUUCCGGGGGCCGGGGAACAAAUAGGCGCGGGGAAGAGGGAGAGGGGGGCUACGAGCCCUCUCCCGUUGCUGUUCCCGGACCACCCAUCCCUUCCUUCCCCUUCGCCCGGCCCGGUGAGGUCCGAUCAGAUCAGAUCUAUCGAACGAAGUGAAGUGAUAGGAAGAGAAGACUUCUGGCGGGAGAUCUCUAUUCAUUACACCUCCUUGACUAGUAAGGGGAAAAGGGAAGUGCGCUCUUGCGCACCAGCUGAAGGAAGGAGCUUUGGAAGCUUACCAACAACCUAUCAACUCCUAACAAGUUGCUGGAUCGAAGUAGGACAUUCUCCAUCCGCCCGCCAGCAGCAGAGGGGGUUCGAUUCCCGUUAUACGCGAUGUGGCGAAAAAGACUGAUUCAACAAUACAUCAUGCCUGCAUUAAGAUUUAAAACUUGUCGUCUACUUUCAGGAAAUGUUCGGAAGAGAGAACUUACAAUAAUACAACGCCGCAUUCUCCGAAGAUUGAGGAAGAAGAACAGAUCUAUUAAGAGAAAGAUUUCUUCGAGAGAAAAUCUUAACAGUUACAUCCAAUUACAAACUACACGAAAGUUGUCCCUUUUUUAUGGGGAUUUACCCAUCACAGAGAUGCACAGAGGAACAGAACAAACUUCAUAUAUCCCUUUUCCACUCAAUCCAGAAACAAGAUCGGACGUUAUUCCGGUUCGUCUCCAUUUUCGUGAAACUAUUCCUCAAGCAAGGCAGCCGAUAAGUCAUCGAAGGCUUUGUGUGAAUAAUGGAAUGGUAAGCAUUACUCAUUUGAAAGUGUCCCACGGUGAUCUAAUAUCUUUUCAAGAAAAUGACGCGAGAAUCCGCGGUGAAGAAAUAAGGAGAUCUUUCUAUAUCGAAAUAUCAGUUGAUAAAAUCAUAGGAAAAUUCCUGCCGGUAAGAAUGUGGAGAAGAACGAAAACAGAAUGGUUCCACCUACUCAAAACUAAGAGGGGAUGCCACCUACUACUAAAAUCCCGGUUUUUGAAACAGUUGCGUUCUUCUAUGCAAGAAGAAGACUUAGAAAGAACAAAGAAGUUUGGAUCCGAAAAAGUAUGCUUAGGCAGUUCCUUCGCUGAGCACAACAGAAUGAAGAGGAAUUUGUAUCAUUUCAAAUCCCUAUUCUUUUCGAAGAGAAGGAAGGAGAAAAACCGAUAUCUUCCUACUCGAAGAAGAAGUACUUUAGUUUACAACUCUUCUUUAUAUAGUAAUUCGACCUAUUGCUCCGCAGCCCCCCAUCAGUUGACUAUGAAGAGAAGAAUCAAAAGGAUCGAACUACCUACUCAUUAUUCGGAGGUGAAUCAUAGAACACCAAAAGCUGUGGUAUCUUAUGGACCUAACAUAGGUCACAUCCCUCACGACAUAAGAUUGAAAGAUCCAAACCUUCCUCUUCGGAGCGGAAACGGACGUGGCCAAAACAUAUAAAGAUCGGCGUAGUCGCUCAUAGGGACAAAUCUAUCCGGAUAGAGGAUGUCUAGAUCGAUUUAUAGAUAGAUUUCUAUCCAUAUAGAUAGGUAUCUCCGUGGAUAGAGAAAAAAAUAGGGAUCCAUCUAGAUCUUGAUUCAAAAUUUCAUUCCAUUUUUAUUUUUACGACAAGUUUGAAAUCUGCAAGGAAACAUCGUUUUUCUUUUAUUACUUUCUGGGUCGGAGCGUAGACGAGCGAGCAGAGCCCAGUAAAGAGGGAAGCCCGUGAUAGAGCAGUCGACUAGAAGUAAAAGACUGCUGGCCUGAGAGAAGGCGGCCUCUCUCGGCAAAGAUGGCCCCAUUUCUAUUCUUUCUUUUUGAUUUCGGCUUUCUUUCUUUUUUCAGGGGCCCAGAACGCUAAAAGGUGGGGGAGAAGCAAGCCGAACCUCUGAUCGACCGAGACACA
Rhodamnia argentea is the source of this 3103-nucleotide messenger RNA. RefSeq names its product ribosomal protein S4, mitochondrial-like. The transcript has a single exon. The record is from RefSeq and is a predicted model, not a curated record. Gene Ontology annotation, molecular function: structural constituent of ribosome; rRNA binding. Lineage: Eukaryota; Viridiplantae; Streptophyta; Magnoliopsida; Myrtales; Myrtaceae. The coding region runs from base 1585 to 2658 and encodes 357 amino acids. Gene Ontology annotation, cellular component: small ribosomal subunit. Gene Ontology annotation, biological process: positive regulation of translational fidelity.